AGUCCCUGGUCUUGGAAAUUCUUGAUUAGUACAGAGUUCUAUUAUUUUCUUAGGCCUAUUGCUAUGGAUUAGACAGAUAGUUUCAUUCAAAAUUGUAUUUUUAAACUUGUUAAAGAUAAUUUAUAGGCUCGGCCUAUCAUAGUUCUGUGAUGAGCAUCGAGAUACCUGCUGGCUUGACGGAUUUGCUGCAAGGAUACACUGUGGAGGUACUACGGCGCCGACCGCCAGAUUUGGUUGAAUUCGCAAUCCAAUAUUUCACGCGUCUACAAGACAGCCGAAAACACGACAGACAUGUCAAAGAAAGCCUAGCCGAUUCUACACGGGAAGGGGUGGCUUUUGAUAGUAUUUCAGUUGAAUCAAAUGAAGAUGAAGACUCUGAUGAUGCCUAUAUGCCCCCCUCCAACCCUAAUAAAUACAGUCGCAGAGCAUCUGUCUGUGCAGAGGCCUAUAACCCAGAUGAUGAUGAGGAUGAGGACUUUGAGCCGCGGGUGGUACACUCCAAAUCAGACGAGCAGCGUCGCAGACUCCAGGACGCCUGCCGAGACAUUCUACUGUUCAAAACUCUCGACCAGGAGCAGUUCUCAGAGGUUCUGGAUGGCAUGUUUGAGGUGUUGGUCAAACCACAGGAGCACAUCAUAAACCAGGGGGAGGAUGGAGACAACUUCUAUGUCAUAGAGCGGGGUGUGUAUGACAUUAUUGUGCUGAUUGAUGGAGUUGGAAAGUGUGUGGGAAAGUAUGACAAUAAGGGCAGUUUCGGGGAGCUGGCUCUCAUGUACAACACCCCGCGCGCUGCCACUAUCAUGGCCACCCAGGAGGGGGCACUGUGGGGACUGGAUCGGACCACAUUCCAUAGACUCAUAGUGAAGAACAAUGCCAAGAAGAGGAAGAUGUACGAAGCUUUCAUUGAGUGUGUACCCGUUCUAAAGUCUCUCGAGCUCUCUGAGAGGAUGAAGAUUGUUGAUGUCGUGGGAAUGAGAGCGUUCAAAGAUGAGGAGUGCAUCAUAACACAGGGGGAGAAGGCAGAUUGUUUCUACAUCGUGGAGUCGGGCCAGGUGAAGAUCAUGAUAAUAAGCAAAACUAAAGCAGGACAGCUGGACAAUGCAGAGGUGGAGAUUGCACGCUGCUCUAGAGGCCAAUACUUCGGAGAGCUGGCUCUGGUCACCAACAAACCACGUGCAGCAUCCGUCUAUGCUGUAGGGGACACCAAGUGCUUGGUAAUAGAUAUUCAGGCGUUUGAGCGUUUGCUGGGUUCCUGUAAGGAGAUUAUGAAGAGGAACAUUUCCCAAUACGAGAACCAGCUGGUAGCUCUGUUUGGUUCUAGUGUAGAUUUGAAACAUUAAAGUAUAAUUGUAAGAAACAGCACACUAACACAAUCCCACAGAGUGCUUCCUAAACACAUACUAGCUUUACAUACUUACACAUAUUUGUUGACAUUUAAUUGUACAAUCUACUGGACCUGAUUUAAUAAUUGAUAUCAACGUUACAAUGUGAACUGUCUCAAAUUACUUUGAUCAUUUUGUUUAUAUGUAGUAUUUUCCUUUUUUGACUAUUGUUGUGGAAGUAUCUGUAUUGUUCACCGUGUUGGCUUGGUAAUUUUUCAUGCAUGUUAGCCCAAUUUAUUGAUAAAUCUAGCCCAAUAGCUUCCACACAAACAGAUGCAGUUUUUGUACUGAAAUUGCCUUGAGGUCAAAGGUCCAUCAAUCAAAUAUUAAUAUGUCCUUUGCUUUGAUAUGGAAAUACUUUUCAUCUGCAGAUGGGGAGAUUUCAUAAAUGUAAUCCCUGGUCAAAAUGUUGUCAAUAAAGUAAAUGGAAGUUG
Molecule: messenger RNA, 1816 nt
Organism: Salvelinus sp. IW2-2015
Lineage: Eukaryota; Metazoa; Chordata; Actinopteri; Salmoniformes; Salmonidae
Product: cAMP-dependent protein kinase type II-alpha regulatory subunit
Biological process (GO): negative regulation of cAMP-dependent protein kinase activity
Cellular component (GO): cAMP-dependent protein kinase complex
Molecular function (GO): cAMP binding; cAMP-dependent protein kinase inhibitor activity; protein kinase A catalytic subunit binding
Source: RefSeq, a predicted model, not a curated record